AUGACAGAAGACCAAGAGUUGAUGGCUAAGAUCAGCCAGUUAGCUGGCCAGAUCAACAGGCAUAAAAACCAGACACCUCAAGCACAGGCACAGGCACAUCCUGAUAGCGACCUUCAUGCUGGUCCGUACGUGUCACGGCACACCCGCGCGCGCGCCGGGUGGGCGCCGUAUCGCGGACGACCAUAUGGACGCGGACGCGCUGCAGCUCCCCAUCGCCACCGUACUCUCGUCCUCAAUAACGCGAACUCAGGGAACUCAGCCGGUUCGACGCCCGGACCAACAAAAGAGAAUGUUGGCGAACCGCGAUCGGUGACGCCGAACGGCUGGGUUGCGAAACGCGACCGUCAUAUGCAGUUGAUCAACUCGGCUAUUUACGAUAAGGAAGCACAGGCCAGAGCGAAGGCGAUGGAGCAGACGCGCAAGGCCAAAGCCGAGAAAAAGGCCCAGAUUGAGCAGGCCAAAGUUCUCCGUUACGCGCAGGGCUUUGGUGGACCUCGUCAUGCUACUUCUGUGGCCCCUCAGGUUUCUGCCACCACCCAACCCCAGGGUGAAUACCAGGUCUAUCUGAAUGAUAUCCCUUUCAGAAUUGCAAAAGGCGGCAGUAAACUGGUUCGCGUAUCUGACGACCCGAAUACUGCCAACAUCACACCAAAGAAAGUAACGGUUGCUGGUGUGACUUUCGUCAGGAGCAAGAACGGAAACCUUCAUCGACUCGGAGCGGUGACCUCGAGAAGAAAACCGACGGCAGUCAAGAAGAGAAACGAGCUCUGCAAACGAUUUACUUCGACGGGUGCCUGUUACAAAGGACCAUCAUGUCCCUUCAUUCACGAUCCGAACAAAGUCGCCAUUUGCAAGGAAUUUUUGCAGACUGGUAACUGCGCCGCUGGUCAAAAUUGCGACUUAUCCCAUGAACCAUCGCCCCACAGGUCCCCUGUUUGUGUGCAUUUUCUGAGAAAUCGGUGCUCGAAUCCGGAUUGUCGAUACUCCCAUGUGCGAGUGACACCUGGCGCACCCGUGUGCAGAGAUUUUGCAAACCUAGGAUACUGUGACAAGGGCGCUGAAUGUGAGGAACGACAUGUCCACGAAUGCCCAGAUUAUGCCGCCACCGGCGUCUGCAACAAGAAACGCUGUCGUCUGCCCCAUGUCGACCGGGCUGGCCAAAUUCGAAAGAAUGCCGCGACUAAAGCAGAUGCCGUGGACGAGGAAGAGUCUGACGAGUCAAGCGAGGAAGAAGAGUAUGACGCCAUCGACUCGGAUGACGUUGACUCUGACGACCUCGAGGAUGAGCCUGAAUACGUUGAAGGAGCUGACAAUGGCGAGCAGGAGCUCUUCCAGCAAAAUGACUUCAUCCGCUUCUAA
This is a messenger RNA of Aspergillus udagawae, 1359 nucleotides long. RefSeq names its product CCCH zinc finger protein. NCBI's taxonomy places the organism in Eukaryota, Fungi, Ascomycota, Eurotiomycetes, Eurotiales, Aspergillaceae. The coding region runs from base 1 to 1359 and encodes 452 amino acids. Gene Ontology annotation, molecular function: metal ion binding. The record is from RefSeq and is a predicted model, not a curated record. The transcript is spliced from 5 exons. Gene Ontology annotation, cellular component: nucleus.